Molecule: messenger RNA, 1708 nt
Organism: Pyrus x bretschneideri (Chinese white pear)
Lineage: Eukaryota; Viridiplantae; Streptophyta; Magnoliopsida; Rosales; Rosaceae
Product: small ribosomal subunit biogenesis GTPase RsgA 1, mitochondrial-like
Exons: 5
Coding region: 105-1565 (486 amino acids)
Molecular function (GO): GTP binding; GTPase activity
Source: RefSeq, a predicted model, not a curated record
GUCUCCAUAACCAUAAUCCCCUUUCCAACUGAACCAAAUUCCCAAACAGAUUAUCCGCAACAAAACCAAAUUGAUCUCCGUAACCAAACACCCCCACAAUCUCCAUGCCAAUUUCCUCCAUGUCCAUCCUCCGCCAUCGCACCAUCAUCCCCACCACCGCCGCCGCCCUCCCAACCGUCGCCAAAAUCAUCCGCCAAAUCUCAACUCUCCGGUGCGUCUCCGUCGCCGCAGCCAAACAGCACCAGAACCCUAACGUCUCCAGGAAGUCCCAGCCCCCGAACAAGAAGCUCCUCAGAGCCAAACACACCUUCAAGGACUACUCCUCCCUCGCCCCGGUCCUCUCUCCCCAGGACAAGCCCCCGCUCUACGAGUCCCAGACCGUCGGCACGGUUGCCGCUGCCCAAGCCAACUUCAUGCGCGUCAUCGUGGAGCCUCCCAGAAGCAUCGAAGAGAGCAAAGUGGAGCUGCUGUGCGUCGUGAAGGCGGUGCUGAAGAAAAUUAAGAGGAGAGUGCUGGUUGGGGACAAGGUGCUGGUAGGGUCGAUUGAUUGGGUGGACCGCCGGGGCAUGAUCGAGAAUGUGUACCAGCGGAGCUCCGAGAUUCUUGACCCUCCGGUUGCGAAUGUGGACCAUCUGCUCGUGCUCUUCUCCAUGGAGCAGCCCAAGCUCGAGCCGUUCGCACUCACCAGAUUCUUGAUCGAGGCCGAGUCCACCGGAAUUCCGCUCACACUCGCUCUCAACAAGUCUGAGCUUGUUGACGAAGAGGCGAAGGCUGCAUGGAAGUUUAGGCUGCAUAAGUGGGGCUACAAGCCGGUUUUUUGCAGUGUUGAAUCAAAACAUGGACUUGAUUCUCUUGCAUUUAUAUUGAGAGAUCAAACGAGUGUCAUUGUCGGUCCAAGUGGAGUUGGCAAGUCUAGUCUGAUUAAUGCUUUGAGGAGCAACCACCAUGCUUCUGAUGCUGCAGAAGGGGAAAGUUUGUUUGAUCCAAUUUUAGGAAGCAAAUGGUAUGGGGACCAGCUUGUUGGACAGGUUUCAACAAGAAGUGGCCGAGGGAAGCACACUACACGCAAUGUCUCAUUGCUUCCAUUGUCUAACGGGGGUUAUCUUGCUGACACUCCUGGCUUCAACCAGCCUAGUUUAACGAAAGUCACCAAGCAAUCUCUAGCACAAACAUUCCCAGAGAUCAGGAAGAUGCUCAGUGACAGUGAGCCUGCAAAAUGCUCAUUCAAUGAUUGCCUGCAUCUUGGUGAACCGGGGUGCGUCGUUAGUGCUGAUUGGGAAAGAUAUCCAUACUAUUUCCAACUUCUUGAUGAGAUCAGAAUCAGAGAGGAAUUUCAGUUGAGGACGUACGGAACCAAAAAGGAGGGUGAUGUAAGGUACAAGGCGGGAGAUAAGGGCGUUCAACAAGCUGAACCACGGUUGGAGCUGAAGAAGCACAGGAGAGUAUCUCGCAAGAGUAUGAACCAAUCUUUACUCGAUGAAUUAGACGAGCUGGACGAUGACGACAACUUACUAGAUGAGGAAAACGAUCCGUUUCUCAAGGCAAUGAGGGAUGAAAGCCAGUAGAAAGUUCAAUCUUUUCGUACAUUGUAAAUAGUUAAGCUUGAGCCCUGAUCUUGACAACAACUUACCGGAGUCUUCUGUAGUGAAACGCAAGCACCGUUUGUAAUUGGCAACCGAUUCAAUCUCAGAUAUCUUUGCACUUGUAA